Molecule: messenger RNA, 2720 nt
Organism: Eupeodes corollae
Lineage: Eukaryota; Metazoa; Arthropoda; Insecta; Diptera; Syrphidae
Product: arf-GAP with dual PH domain-containing protein 1-like
Exons: 4
Coding region: 348-1499 (383 amino acids)
Biological process (GO): positive regulation of GTPase activity
Cellular component (GO): plasma membrane; intracellular membrane-bounded organelle
Molecular function (GO): phosphatidylinositol bisphosphate binding; GTPase activator activity
Source: RefSeq, a predicted model, not a curated record
CAAAAUAAAAUACAAUCGUUGUCCUCGUCGUUGCCGUCGGAAAUUGGAAUCGCUCAUUGUUGCUGUCAAAAAAUUUAUUAUGUGAUUUUUCUUCGUGCGUACUUUUCAUCGUUGCGUUGUGCGUGUUAAUUUAUUUGUUACGAAUUUUUUAAUCAUAAAGGAAAUAAAUAAUUUUCUUUUUCUCAAUUGGAAUUGGUUGUUCAAGAUAAAUAAAAUCGGCUCCCUUGGGGGCAGUGUUUUUUGUUUUGUGUGUAUUUAAGAGGAGUCGUGAGUAAAAUCAGGAUUUGACUGUCACAACUUCAACUUCGUCUAAGCACAGAAUAAAAAGUAGUCCUUCAUUCUGCAGAAUGGCCGAGCAAAACGAAAAAUUACUCCAAGAACUUUUGCGUCUUAAUGGGAAUAAUAAAUGCGCCGAUUGUGGAAGCAAACAUGUCGAAUGGGCCUCAUACAAUAUUGGUAUAUUUCUGUGUACCCGCUGUGCAGGUGUGCAUAGGGCUAUGGGUGCACAUAUUUCCAAAGUUAAACAUUUAAAACUCGAUAAAUGGGAAGACAGUCAAUUGGAACGAAUGAAAGAAGUCGGCAAUCAAAGAGCGAAAUUAAAAUACGAAUAUCGAGUACCGCCCUGCUAUCGACGUCCAUGUGAAAACGAUCCACAAGUCUUAAUAGAACAAUGGAUACGAGCUAAGUAUGAACGUCUUGAAUUUUCACAAAAUGGUCGACCAAGUUACAUAUCCGGACAUAUGGAAGGUUUUUUAAUGAAGCGUGGCAAAGAAGACAGUCGCUAUCAGCCGCGCAAAUUUAUUCUUUCCGAAUCCGAUGACACCCUAAAGUAUCACGUAAAAGAAAGCAAAGAUCCCAAAGCUGUGCUUCGAAUAUCCGAGCUGAAUGUUGCAUUUGCCCCAAGAAAAACCGGUCAUCAGAAUUCAUUGCAAUUUACAUACAUGAAAGACGGUUCAACGAGGCAUAUUUAUGUGUAUCACGAUGAACCAGAGGUCAUAAACAACUGGUAUAUGGCAGUUCGAUGUGCUAAACUACAUCGUUUGCAAGUUGCAUUUCCAAGUGCAUCUGAAAAUGAACUAACCCCCCUGCUAACAAGAGACUUUGCCAAAGAAGGUUGGCUAUUAAAGACCGGUCCAAGACCCUCGGAUGGCUAUAAAAGACGAUGGUUUACUUUGGAUAAUCGAAAACUAAUGUAUCAUGAUGAUCCAAUGGACGCGUAUCCAAAGGGGGAAAUUUUCUUAGGUCAUAAUUUGGAUGGGUAUAGCGUGAGGGUGGGUGUUCCGAUCGGUGCUAAAGAGCAACGAUAUAGCUUUACAUUGUUUACACCUGAGCGAACGUAUAAUAUGUGCGCGUAUAGCGAUAAGGAACGAGAGGAUUGGAUGAAUGUGAUUCAAAAUGUUCUAGAAAGACCACUGACGCCGCAAGAUAGUUCAAUGUCUGCUCGAUUAAUACGAAAGCGAACUGGAACCCAUGCGAUGAGCAUGUUCUCCGGCAGAUAAAACCAAACUCGCCUAUAAAUAAACAUAAACAAAAACUGAAGCUACCACUACCACUCAAUAGCAAUAGAUUUCGCUUUUAAAUAAUAAAUUAUUUUGUAUAAACAAAUAAAAAUACAUUUUCAAUAUAAAAACAAUUAAUAAAAUAAAAUAAUAAAGUUAAGGUCACUUCAACUACACCACUAAUAAUAAUAUAAUAAAACAUACCUACAUUUAUAUAUAUAGAUUAUAUACAAAAACAAAAGUUUGCAUAUUAUACAAAUUGAUUACAAAUCGUGUUCGUUAUACCUAUAUACCUAUAUUAUAUAAUAAAUAAAAUUAUAUGUAUACAAACAUUAAUAUUUAUAUUUAAUAACAAAAAGAAGAAAAAUAAACAAUAGCGAAAUAUUAUACAUCUGUCCCAGGGCUAAGACGGAUCAUAUUAUACUAUUAAACAAAGAUUUAGAAAAAAUAAUAAUAAAUAAACAAUUUGCAGAAACCCAAGAAAUAUAAACAAAAAUAAUAUUAUAAUAAUAUGUUUGUUUCUUUCUGUGCUGGUUUGUUUUUUUUUUUGUAAUUGAAAUGUUAAAAAUUAAAAUAAAAGAAAAACAGAAGAGCUUUUUCAUUGUUAUAAAAGAUAUUUUGUUGUUCCAUGUUUGUUUAAUGUUUUUUUGUUUUAUAAUUAUCUUGAAUUUGUACAUUAAAAAGGAGCAUAUCAAUUUAAUUUCAACAAAAUAUUAAGUUUUCAUUAGAAAAAAUAUAAUAAAAAAAAAUUACAUUUAAGAUUAGAGUAAACAAAAUAAAUGCAUUAAAACAAAACUAUUGAUACAUUUAUAGUUAGCAAAUACCUACAAAAACAGCACUUUACAGGAAUAUUUAUACAAUUUAAAACAAAAAAUUAAAUUAAAUAUAACAUUUAUAGCGUAAAAUACCUUUGAUACGUUAAUGAGUGUGUUGAAAAUAAACUUGGUUUGAUGAAUGAAUACCAAACCAAGUGUUUUAAAAGUUGUUCAGCUAAAUCGUUAGAAAAUAAAACCAAAAGGCAUAAAACGUACACUGCCCUUAAAGUUAAAAUCCAUAUAAAAUACGAUAUAUAUUAAUUAUUCUUUUAUUUUCAUUUUGUGCAGAAUUUUUUAAUAGUAAAAUAUGUUUUAGUUUUCGUAUUCAGAUUGUAACGUACCUACCUAACUAUUGUAUUUUUUAUUAAAUAAACAUCAUCGCUGUUUUGUUUACAUACCAUUGAAA